AUGGGAAAUACUGUUCAGGUCAACCCGGACAUAAAGAACUACUGCAUUCAGGCUAGAGAGGAUGAUGCUACUGAGGGCGAAGCAUGGACCAUGAAGCCAGAGCUUCCAUCGUCGGACGAGAUCCUGGGAACUGACUUGCUAGAGGAUGACGAGGAUUGCGUCGAGCUCAUGCCAAAUCGCAUCAGUGGUCCGUGGUCAUCCAAGGACUCUUAUCUUAGAGCCCAUUACGAACUUUUACGAGAGGAUGCUGUUGCUCCCCUGAGAGAUGCCGUGGCUUACGUGAGAGAUGAUCCUCAAAUGAAGGAUUCCCCGGCGGUGUCUAUCUACGAGAAGGUUUAUAUCAUUGGGGUUACUUUUUCGCAGAGAGGCCUGGCUUUCCGCGUUCGAUUCUCGACUCAUCGCGCCGGCAAGAAUAUCGUCUGGGAAUACUCAAAGCGCCUGAUCUCCGGAACCACCAUUGCACUUUCUCCAGCCAAUGACUGCUUUCGAAGUGAAUGUGUUGUUGGUGUCGUGGCUGCCAGGCCUGUAGAGGGAGUCAAGCAACAGCCACCCGAGAUCGAUAUUUUCUUUGCCCGACCUGAACAAGCCGACUUCGACCCUCAUCAGGAGUGGAUUAUGGUGGAGGCAAAAACCGGCUACUAUGAAUCGCUGAGGCAUACUAUGAUGGCUCUUCAGAAGAUGCGCAAGGAAAGUUUCCCUCUAGCGGAGCAUAUAUGUUCCUUGGAACCAAACAUCGAGCCUCCGGAGUACAUCAAAGACCGCCCCAUUCUUGACAUACAUUCAGGUCUCACCAGAUCCGAGGAAGAGGGCAAAGUGAACGUCCUCGAUGCCUGGCCCAAGUCCCCAACCGGUGAUCUAGACGCAGCACAGUGGGCAGCCCUUGAACAAAUCCUCACGAAGAAGCUGUCGAUAAUCCAAGGCCCCCCGGGAACUGGAAAAACAUUCGUCUCGGUAGUUGCCCUGAGGAUUUUGUUGUCGAACAUGAAGGAAGGGGAUCCGCCUAUAUUUAUUGCAGCCCAGACAAAUCAUGCGUUGGACCAGCUUCUGACCCACAUUUCAAGUUUCGAGACGAACUACAUCCGUUUGGGAGCGAGAAGCAGUGAUCUCGAAAUCAAAAAGCGAACUCUUUUUGUUGUCAGACAAAGGGAACCCGCUGCUACCAUCCAGGGAAGCGUUUUUGGAUCGGCUAGGAAAAGGUCCCAGAAUUUCAUCGCGACCAUCUCCGAUAUCUUGCAACCUUUUAUUCAGGAGGAUGGCUCUUCACCAUUACCAUCGUCUCUUUUCCUAAAGUAUGAGACUUUGACCCAGGAACAAUACGAAUCACUUGAGCAAGGUGCCAGUGGGUGGAUUCGUCCUGGAACAGAGGACGAAGAUGUCGACCCGAUGGUUGCUUGGAUUGGAGAUGAAGGAAAGAAAUUCCAGGUCAAGUAUACGAAAGAAAGAUUUGGAUUUUCUGAGGACGAAGUGGAUCUCGAGUACGAGCAACUGAAAGAAUUGGAGGCAGAGCAGGGGCUUGAGGAAGAUUGCUAUGGUGGUCUCAGAGGCCAGUACACAACCAUUCGCGAUGAGUUCCGUGGACGUGACGUCGGCUCCAUCUCUGAAGCAGCGGCCCUAGACUAUCUCAAAUGCUUUGAUAUGUGGAAGAUCCCGCCUAAAGCACGAGGUGCUGUUUACAACGUCCUCCGAAAACUUACCAAAGAAAAGAUCUUGUCCAAGUUUCGCACCCUACUAGCACUGUACAACGCCAAUUGUGAAGAUUUGCAGAUUGGAAAGUGGGAAAGAGACCAUACGAUUCUUCGAAACGCCAAGGUUAUUGGGAUGACAGCGACCGGUUUGAGCAAGUACCGAGCGCUCUUGUCGAGCUUGAACCCCAGAACUGUGUUGAUAGAAGAAGCCGCUGAAGCUAUCGAAGCGCCAAUUUCUGUUUCUUGCUUCAACUCCCUUCAACAGCUUAUCCUUGUCGGCGACCAUAAGCAGUUGAGGGGCCAUUGCUCUGUUCAAGAUCUUGGGGGAGAGCCUUUCUAUCUUGAUGUGUCGAUGUUUGAGCGACUUAUUCGAAAUGAAAUAAAAUACGUGACUCUCAGACGACAGAGACGAAUGGCGCCAGAGAUACGUCGCUUGCUGGGACCUAUCUACGGCGAGUUGCAGGACCACCCAUCAGUGGAGGAACGACCCGAGGUCCCUGGCAUGGUGAAUCGCAGGUCGUUCUUUUUCAGUCAUAGCUGGCCGGAGAACAGCGAUAGUUUGUCGUCGAAGUUCAACGAUAUGGAGGCGCAGAUGGUGGCAGGCUUCUUCGUCCACCUCGUACUCAAUGGUGUCUCGCCCAAUGAUAUCACGGUGCUGACGUUCUACAACGGCCAGAGGAAGAGACUGCUAAAACUGUUGAGAGGUCAUCGUGAUCUUCAGGGACGCUACAUAAAGGUUGCCACGGUUGACUCGUACCAAGGUGAGGAAAAUAAUGUUGUGAUUUUGUCUCUUGUGAGAAGUGGUGGAAAGAAAAUUGGUUUUCUUGCGACGGAGAACAGAGUCUGUGUGGCACUUUCGCGCGCGAAACAAGGAUUCUACAUCUUUGGAAAUGCGCAUGCGCUUGGAUCUGCGAACUAUCUCUGGUUUCGGGUGAUUUCCAUUAUGGGCGAGGGUGAAGGUGAAUCUCGUGGUGUCGGAUCCGUCUUGCCCUUGAAAUGCUCGGCUCACGGCAGGAAGACGCUCAUAUCAGAGCCUUCUGACUGGGAAAAGAUAAACGGUGGCUGCGAUUGGAGCUGUAACGGAACCCUGCCUUGCGGACACAAGUGUACCCUAAAAUGCCACAGUUUCCCCCACAAAGAAGUCCUUUGCAACCAGAUUUGUGACAAGAAGAUGUGCUGUGGACACACCUGCGAUAAGGCUUGCUCGAACAGUCACAUUUGCGUUUGCUCAUGCAGACUGGCCGCUGAAAUCGCCGCCGCCGCGAUAAUGGAAGGAAACUUGAUUUCUGAGCCUGCUCCUGAGCCUACUCCUCAGCCAGCUCUUUUACCAGUUGUCAAACCAAAAAUAUCGGAGAAGGAGCUUAUGCGUCGGAGACUGGUCAGCGAAUACCACGCCUACGCCAAUGGUGGAGCCCAGGAACAUGAUACGAUUCUUGCGAACGCAUCUACAAAGCAACGGAGCAAGAAGCAGAAGGCCCACAAAGUCGCUAUUGGAGACUUGCUUGGAGAGGACAUGCCUGAAAUCGUGAAUUACUUGAAGCCUGACAACAAAGAGAAUGUUAAGCCUCGCGAAAAUGGGGUUGGUGAGCACGAGAUGCGAGGAUCUAGCUCAACGCCGCAAUGGAGUCUUUUGGACUAA
Molecule: messenger RNA, 3324 nt
Organism: Aspergillus glaucus CBS 516.65
Lineage: Eukaryota; Fungi; Ascomycota; Eurotiomycetes; Eurotiales; Aspergillaceae
Product: putative DEAD box helicase involved in nonsense mediated decay
Exons: 5
Coding region: 1-3324 (1107 amino acids)
Biological process (GO): regulatory ncRNA-mediated heterochromatin formation
Cellular component (GO): nuclear RNA-directed RNA polymerase complex
Molecular function (GO): helicase activity
Source: RefSeq, a predicted model, not a curated record